Molecule: messenger RNA, 1848 nt
Organism: Megalobrama amblycephala (Wuchang bream)
Lineage: Eukaryota; Metazoa; Chordata; Actinopteri; Cypriniformes; Xenocyprididae
Gene: irx1a
Product: iroquois homeobox 1a
Biological process (GO): cell development; regulation of transcription by RNA polymerase II; neuron differentiation
Cellular component (GO): nucleus
Molecular function (GO): RNA polymerase II cis-regulatory region sequence-specific DNA binding; DNA-binding transcription factor activity, RNA polymerase II-specific
Source: RefSeq, a predicted model, not a curated record
AUCAGUUGGAGCUCAAUUGUUGAUCUGAUCACAUCCGACGGACUUGCCGCAAAAGAGAAGCUGAGAUUUAAAGACGAGCAUUUCCCAUUCUCACUCUGUGCUGUUUGAGAGAGAGAGAAAGUCUUUCACUUAUUGCUUUGGUGGGCUAUUUGCUUUUUUGCCUUGUUUUGGCUUCCGACGUGGCGGAGGAGAUGUCUUUCCCCCAGCUGGGUUACCCGCAGUAUUUAAGUGCCUCCCAGGCGGUGUACGGAGGCGAUCGCCCGGGAGUGCUAACUCCGUCGUCCCGCGGAGGGAGCGCUGACAUCGGGGGAAGCGCGUCGGCGGCGGCCGCUGCGGUGUCCUCGGUGUUGGGCAUGUACCCGUACGCACACAACUACAGCGCCUUUCUGCCUUACACCAGCGCCGAUCUGGCUCUUUUCUCUCAAAUGGGCUCUCAGUAUGAUUUAAAAGACAGCCCUGGCGUUCACCCUGCCAGCUUUGCUGCCCACACGAGCCCUGCCUUCUAUCCCUACGGCCAGUUCCAGUAUGGAGACCCUGCCAGGCCUAAAAACGCCACACGGGAGAGUACCAGCACUCUGAAGGCCUGGCUCAACGAGCACAGGAAAAACCCCUAUCCCACCAAAGGCGAGAAGAUCAUGCUGGCCAUCAUCACCAAGAUGACCCUCACGCAAGUGUCCACCUGGUUCGCCAACGCCAGGCGGAGACUCAAGAAGGAGAACAAGGUGACAUGGGGCGCCAGAAGUAAAGAAGAUGAAGAUGGCAAUAUAUUUGGGAGCGAUAACGAGGGGGACGCCGAAAAGAACGAAGAUGAAGAGGAAAUAGAUUUGGAGAGCAUAGAUAUCGACAAGAUCGACGACAACGACGGAGAUCAAAGCAACGAGGAGGAUGAGGAAAAGCGCGGGGAGCUCGAGAGCCUGCAGGAGAAGCGGCGCGCGCUUGCGCUGGAGGCUCACGAGGCCUACGAGAAAUCCAAAUCAAACGUCAUUUCUGCCGGGAAAGAGCCGUCUGACGCAAACAACAACACCAGGGUUCUGUCGCCGGGUCGGCAGGGAGGUUUUCAAGUUCCAGUUAGCAAUAAGCCCAAAAUAUGGUCGUUAGCAGAAACCGCGACCAGUCCAGAUAGCUCGCAAAAACCUACGUCACCCUCAGUUCCCGCCACUCCCGCGGGCACACACCCGGCCUUCCUGCCCAGCCACGGACUCUACACGUGCCAGAUUGGGAAGUUCCACAACUGGACAAAUGGCGCGUUUCUGGGCCAAAACUCCCUGCUGAACGUCCGCUCUUUCUUGGGCGUCAAUCAGCAUCACCAUAAUCAUCCUGUUCAUCAGCAGCAGCAGCAGCAGCAGCCCUCGUCGGUGGUGGUGUCAUCUAUGGCAGCCGUGAGCAGUGAGAAGGCGCCAGAGGACCUGAGUCCAAAACACAUAGAUCGGGAAAAUGUCCUCAGAAAUGAAUCACCAACGCAACCUUUAAAGUCAUCGUUUCGUCCUCUUCAUGACAGCCCGAGAAACCAGCAGGAAUCAACACAGAGGGUCCUAACAGCUCUCUCUUCCGCUUGAUCAAGACAUUUGCCCCCCAAAAAGGACUGAUGGCACUCAUAAUGGGACAAUGAAAACGAAAUCAAUUCAGCAUAGCAUUCAGUUACUCUAAAACAAAUGGCCCAGUUUGAUUAGCACCCGCUGGAGUUGUAUAUAAUGACACCUGUGAUCCCUUCCUUACCGUGGGACAUUGGUAGGCUUAUUUUGUCUUUAUGUGUUGGUGUUUUCCUUUAAGGUGACCCACAUUUGUAAAUAGUGAGUUGACGGAGUUUGUCCAGAUCAUAUAUUUUGUCUAAUAAACUAAAUGAAAUUA